UAAAUUUUAUCUUUUAGUCUUGUGACGCACAUGUCGCAGCGUUGUCAGUUCGUUUAAACGAAUUCUCCCCGAAAAGAAAUGUUAAUUAUUAUUUAAAAAUUUCUUUUGCCCAAGUCAAACAAAAAAAAAAACAGUUGCUUCUGCUGUGUCAAACAAUCAAAACGGAAAUUCUCAUGUUUUCUGAAUAGUUCCAAGAAGGUUGUGUGAUUUGAUUUAAUAAGAGAAAAAAGAGAAAAAAAAAGACGAACCAAAAAAAGACAACUUUAGGACGGAAAGUAUUGUUCCGCUGAAAGUAAAAGUAUAGAUAAUUUUACACUAAAUACGUAAAAAUUAAAAUUAAGUGUGACAAAGUGUUUGAAACAUUUUCAAAAAAAAAGACUUCAUUUUCACACCGAGAAAGUGGUUUUGAUUUUUCCAUUCCUUUCCCGUUGUUUUAGAGAGAAAAAAAGACGCUAAAGAUGGACUAUGUAACAGGAUUUUAUGAAGGAUGGCGAGACCUGAUGGACAAUAAAUCAGAUCCAAGAACCACAGACUGGUUUCUUAUGAGUUCCCCGUUUCCAACAAUUAUAAUCAGUUUAAGUUAUGCAUAUUUUGUUAAGGUAAUUGGGCCCCGUUUGAUGGAGAACAGGAAACCAUUUGAACUUAGAAAAGUUUUAAUCGUGUACAAUUUUCUGCAAGUGAUUUUUAGCUGUUGGUUAUUCUAUGAAGCCAGUAUCACAGGAUGGCUUACUGGCUACAGUUUUCGAUGCCAACCAGUCGAUUAUAGCCGAACACCGAUGGCCCUGCGGAUGGCAAGAGGAUGUUGGUGGUAUUAUUUUUCUAAGUUCACCGAAUUCUUCGAUACAUUCUUCUUUGUGAUGCGAAAACGUUACGAUCAAGUUUCAACAUUGCAUGUCAUCCAUCACGGAAUAAUGCCAGUGUCCGUUUGGUGGGGUGUUAAAUUCACACCCGGCGGUCAUAGCUCAUUUUUUGGCUUUCUAAAUACUUUCGUUCACAUCAUUAUGUAUACGUACUAUAUGCUUGCCGCCAUGGGACCCAAAGUACAAAAAUACUUGUGGUGGAAGAAAUACUUGACUGUCCUUCAGAUGAUUCAAUUCGUAUUGGUUUUGGUGCAUGCACUCCAAUUGUUGUACAAAAACGAUUGCAACGCUGAAAUUGGUUUCGCCUACUUCAUCGGUGCACACGCCAUCCUCUUCUACUUUUUAUUCUCGCGAUUCUACAAAGAAGCCUACACGAAAAAACAAAAGCAAGCUGCCGAUGCCGCACGAAUUGCAAAUGGCAAGAAGAACGACGAUGCUGAUGCUGAUUCGAAACGCGAUAGUUUAAAAUUAUUGAAUGGUCAAACGAGCAUAUACAAGACGGAAACAACGGUAACCAGAAGCCGCCAUUAUGUUGGUUCGGCCAAUUAGAUGCGAACCAUUCGAAUCGCGUGCUCUUCAUUCAACGUGUGGAAAUGGCAACACACACAUACACACAACAACAACAACAACAACAAAAAGAAUAAUUUUUUUAGCAAAUUUAAGUGCAACAACAAAAAAAAAA
Contarinia nasturtii (swede midge) is the source of this 1542-nucleotide messenger RNA. It is a transcript of the gene Elovl7, whose product is annotated as elongation of very long chain fatty acids protein. NCBI's taxonomy places the organism in Eukaryota, Metazoa, Arthropoda, Insecta, Diptera, Cecidomyiidae. Gene Ontology annotation, molecular function: fatty acid elongase activity. Gene Ontology annotation, cellular component: endoplasmic reticulum membrane. The transcript is spliced from 5 exons. Gene Ontology annotation, biological process: sphingolipid biosynthetic process; very long-chain fatty acid biosynthetic process; fatty acid elongation, monounsaturated fatty acid. Bases 459 to 1409 code for a protein of 316 amino acids. The record is from RefSeq and is a predicted model, not a curated record.